Messenger RNA from Acipenser ruthenus (sterlet), 5040 nucleotides. Its product is annotated as fibroblast growth factor 14. Gene Ontology annotation, molecular function: fibroblast growth factor receptor binding; growth factor activity. The record is from RefSeq and is a predicted model, not a curated record. The coding region runs from base 1487 to 2236 and encodes 249 amino acids. Lineage: Eukaryota; Metazoa; Chordata; Actinopteri; Acipenseriformes; Acipenseridae. Gene Ontology annotation, cellular component: cytoplasm. Gene Ontology annotation, biological process: cell differentiation; animal organ morphogenesis; fibroblast growth factor receptor signaling pathway. The transcript has 5 exons.
AGAGGUUCCUAGUAUGAUCUCGUUUGAAGCGGGGGCGUUUGUUCUUGCUCAGCUGAAGCUGCCUUACAUUAAGUGUUGAUUUUUACUACCAGCUCAUACCUAUACGGAGCAACAUCCGUGUGCUUUCAUUGAGAUUCUUGCUUGUGAUAAAUCAUUCUGAUGGCACGAUGUUGUGCCAUGUUACUGGUGAGAGGACGGACGGGGGAAAAGGAGGAGUAAGUCAUUGAUACUUGUUGAUGUUCUUGAUUCACAGACGGUAACAGAUUUGUACACUCAGAAGCACAGAUCCUUUUUUUCCUUCCUUCCGAGCGGGAGUCUGGAUAUAAAGCGAAGUGUGGCUCGGUAUUGAAAAAAAGAGCACCCUGUUGCCGUGUCUUUCGUGUUUUUUUGGUUGUUGCUUUAUUGGCCUAUACAAAUAAUUGUUGAUCACUUUGAAAUGCUUAUCCAUAAAGGCUUGAUUUUGCAUCCGCUCCUGUGAGUCUCCUAAAGUUUAUUUAUUUGUGAGCUGCUGUCAGACGUCAUCUUCACACGAUCAUACCAGCUUUUGUUACAUACGAUUAAAAAAAAAAAAAAAAAAAAAAAAAACAUUAGUCACCGUUUUUGGAAAAUCUAAGCAGUCUUAUUUCCAGGAGAGACUAUUUCUUAAAUGCUGUGUACAAUGAAUUACAAGAAGAACACAGCUUGAAUGAAAAUGCUUCAGGAAACCCUGUCGUGUAUGGAAGUUACCGAAACACAGGUAAAACUGACAUCGCCGCCUGUUAAGUAAAUUGUUUAUUCUGGCAACUAGCAGUUAACAAUGUUAAAAACGGGCAAGAGGAAUAUACUUGUUAUGAUGGCUGGGUGCAAUAGCCCCCUUUUAACAAACUGGCGCGGAUUGCAAUUCAACUUGGUGAAUAUCUAAGAAGGGAUAUAGCAAUCACAACUCACCACUGGAUGGCAAGUAGGCGUCCUUCAGAAGUAAUAAUUACAAGAAAAUAGCUUUUAUUUUGGUGGCUGAUUGCACACAGGUAUGAAAAUUGCUGUCCAGCGUGCUGAGUUCUAAAAGACGUGGGAAAUUCAGCACGUAUAAGAAUGUGGCAAUUAGGCUUGAGAAAGAUUCGAUUGUGAUUUUAAACCGGUUGAGACUCAUCAGCCAAGUCGCGGGACUGAAUAGACUUUGGACCGAAAGGAAAUAUGCAGGCAUGGGUAAUUUAAACAUAGUCAUUACCAACCCUAUUCCUGCUUCUUUCAAGGUUUAAGGGAUAACUGCCUUAGCAAGAUGACCUGGUAUGAAUUAGAUAUGGGAAAACUGUGUAAAUGCAUCUCUCAAAAGAAAAAAAGGCUUUAAACAGACAUUUGGAAACGACACGCGUAUUUAAUAUAUGAAACAAAAACUACUGGGACAUAUUAGCUAAAACCAUGGGUCAGUAAAGAAACCAAGCAACACAAACUAUUUUGUAGCGAACCUGCACCGGGGAGCCUGUCGUGUCGAAUUGUUUUUUGAGACAUGGCAGCGGCGAUUGCCAGCGGUUUGAUCCGGCAGAAGAGACAGGCUCGGGAGCAGCACAUUGACCGGCCCGCCCCCAAUCGGAGGAGGAAGAAGAGUCCUAGCAAGAACCGGGGGCUCUGCAAUGGGAACCUGGUCGAUAUUUUCUCCAAAGUCAGAAUCUUCGGCCUCAGGAAAAGGAGGCUACGGAGACAAGAUCCCCAGCUCAAGGGUAUAGUGACCAGGUUAUAUAGCAGGCAAGGCUACUACUUGCAAAUGCACCCAGAUGGAUCUCUUGAUGGGACCAAAGAUGACAGCAGUAAUUCUUCUUUGUUCAACCUUAUACCAGUGGGACUCAGAGUUGUUGCUAUUCAGGCCGUGAAGACAGGGUUAUACAUAGCCAUGAAUGGAGAAGGUUAUCUCUACACAUCAGAACUUUUUACGCCAGAAUGCAAGUUUAAAGAGUCUGUGUUUGAAAACUAUUAUGUGAUCUACUCCUCCAUGCUAUACAGACAGCAAGAGUCUGGCAGGGCUUGGUUCCUGGGUCUCAAUAAAGAAGGCCAAGUAAUGAAGGGGAAUCGAGUGAAGAAAACAAAACCAGCUGCUCAUUUCCUGCCUAAGCCAUUAGAAGUUGCCAUGUACAGAGAGCCAUCAUUGCAUGAUGUUGGAGAAUCAGUUCCAAAGGCUGGAGUGACUCCGAGUAAAAGCACAAGCGCGUCUGCAAUAAUGAAUGGCGGCAAACCGGUUAGCAAGACGAGCAAGACGACAUAGCCAGAUCUUAACAGCUGUGGUGACUAGAGCGAACCCAUAACACUGUUGAGCAAUUUAUCCUGGACAGACUCUUUAACAUUCAGUUGCCAGCAGAUCAGGUUCAGGGAAGUGAACUCUUGCUUCUCACUGAACUGUUUCGCAAGUGGAUAAAUCCCAACGUGUAUCUAAUAAAUCUAAAAGGAGAAGAAACCUGGAUAACCAGAUAAACAGACCAUGGAAUGCCCUACCAGAUAUGGAAUGCCUUUUUAAUCUUUUCUGUAACUGUGACACUCCAUGUGAAUGAUGUAUUUCACAGCCACACGUGGUACCUUGCCUGCUGACAGUUACCCAUAAUUCCCAUUUGAGCCCAGUUUCAGCAAAGUCCAUGUAAUUCUGAGCUGUUUUCUAUUCCACGGUUGACCAGCCCAUUUCUGGUUAAAUGCUGUAAACAUGUAGUAAUAUGGACUGCAUCUCCCCUUUUUAUAAGUCUGCUAUCUAUCUCUCUUUUGCUUUCUUUAUUUCUGUCUUCAAUGUUUUAGAAGUUUUUGCUAUGUGUGAUUUUCAGAUACACACAAAAAUACACACACACACACUGACACAACAAAAGAUGCCACAUGUGGCUUGUUUCAAAGCAAGCAAUCAGGAAGCUUCUAAGUAAACUAAUUUGGAAAACCACAAAAAAAAGGAAUCUGUGUCUGAGGCACAGAGCAUUGAUUUUACAUAUUAUUGAAAACACUGCAAAGACUGACAGAUAGCUCAUAAGAUUGGUGUGAGUUCAGAUAGAAUUAUGUCAUCCAAAAUCAAUGUAAAGUCAGUUGGUGAGUAUUUCGUGCCUAUAGUUCUUUUUAUUUGUGGUCCUUACCAUACAUAUCAGAAGCUGAUUCUGCUAGCAGUGACAUUUGCCUUGCCCAGGGAAUAGGAAAUGCAAUUAUUAUAUUUAUUUUUUUAGAGCAUGGGCUCUAGGAAACUCUAUAGGCCUUGUAGGCCUCUGGUUCAGGCCCAUCCUUCGUAUGCUGACCUUCCCCAAAUAAUGAGCUAUGCUUAUGACUAGCAAAGGGAUCACACAAUGUGCAGCCAUUUAAAAUAUCUACUCUAGUCAGUGUCUGAUAAUGCUGAAUGUACCGGUAAGUAGAUGUCUUUAUGACUGGCUGCAUCCCACUGUUAAGCAAAGCAUGGGCAAGGUUAGUCUUGUGUUCUUUCUUGUAGCAGCAAUGCAGGAAAUAGCUUAUAUUAUAAUGUUUUCAUUGUAAAAAAAACAAACAAAAAAAAGACAAUAAAAAAACAUAAUUUUUAAUAACUAGACAUAUUAAGAGAUAUAGGAGAGGAUUUUUUUUUUUUUUAGCUCAGCAUGCAGAGUCCAGUACUUCUUAUAUUGGCCUAUGUGCCUGUGCAUACCUCUAACCCAGCAUGCAAAAACAUGUACCCAAAGCUGGGUUAAAGGUGCCUCAUAAUCAGUUCACAUCCAGGAGAAGACUAGUAGCAUAUUAAAAAUGGUCAAAUUAACACUGUUUUAGUCGGUUUUUACAUGAUUGGGUUAUCCUUAACCUACCAGAUGAAUGCUUUUUUUUUCUUUUUUUUUUUUGCAAUUUGAAAAAUGGAACUGAAAAUAUGGUUUGCAUAUUGAGAAAACCGUAUCUCUUCCUUUGGCCUUUUCACUAGUCUCUGGGAGUUCUGAUCAAUACAUUUUCAUUUAGUAUUCAUUCUGUAAAGGGUAUGUGUACCCAGACAGAUUUUUCAAAACCACACACAUGCAUGCUAAGGCCCCAUUAUUGAAUUUAGUGAAUAACAGUCAAAUAUUUUAAUAUAUAGAGGACCCAACUGUGGCAACAUUUUAAACCAUCGCCAUAACAAAAAACUAAAUGUUAUUCUGUUUUUAAUUGGCACGUUAUAGUAUAAAGGUUAUUACGUGGUGAUGUUUGUUUUCUGUUAAAAAAAAUAUCAAACAAAACAUAACAUUCCACUGCUUUUUUGUUCUGAAGCAUCAUCUAGACAUUUCUGUAUUGAUUUAUGAUGAAUUUCCAGAAUCAAAGGAUCAGUAUAAACUUGUCUUGCUUCAUUUAUUUUCAUAAUAGUUUUAUUAAAUAAGAGUUUGUAUAUUGUUAUAAGCUAGAUUGAUGCUGUGCUGCUAAAUUUCAAAUAUAUUAAGGAAUUCAUUUGAAAAUGUAUAAUUUCUCGAUCUUGAUGGAAUUACGAGCUAGUUUCUUAUUAGGAGAAGUGAAGCACAUUAGCUAAAAUGUACUAUUUAAGUAUUUACAAAGCUACAUUAAUGCUAUAAUACAGUAAUAUGCACAAAAGGAAUUUAACAUUUUAAUUCUAUUUAGGGCUGGUGUCCCGUGUCCACGUAAUACAAAAUCAUAAUUUUCAACAGUGAACCCUACAUGCUGGGCUAUACUCGCCUGCAAACCAGUUGACUGGGUAAAUUAAGGCUGAAUUUAUUUUUGUAAAUGACUAGUGUGUAAAAUGUAACACCUCUGUUCUUUUUCUUUUUGGUUUCUACGGAUUGUCUGUGAUGGUGUUUAUUCCUAUGAACGGUUGUCUUUGAACAGUUUUUUCUUAACAUGUUUAAACAUACCAGGCGGAAGGGGGCUUUGUUAUUUGUGCUUUGGUUAAUACUUUUAAUUUGUCUGUUGUCUCAUCUGUUGCAUGGGAAGAGGAUGGCAUUGAUGAACUGCAUGUAGUAGGCUAUGUGUAUAAAGAACUGUUGGUUUGUACUGCUAACUUUACAUCCAUAUAUGCAAAGAGUUUGUCUGCACUACUUGUGUUUAUUUGUUGUACACACAGAUACAACAUAUUGAAUAAAACUAUUUAUAUAAAGGCAUACUAAA